Messenger RNA from Closterium sp. NIES-67, 2494 nucleotides. The record is from the annotation of a GenBank genome assembly. NCBI's taxonomy places the organism in Eukaryota, Viridiplantae, Streptophyta, Zygnematophyceae, Desmidiales, Closteriaceae.
UUCAGUAGCCUCAUUGACAAUUCUUGGCUGUUUCCUUCUGCCUUUCUCUCAGCUCUUCCCAGCCCGUGAGAGGGUCAUAGUAACUCGACCAUGGCGAAGUCCGCAUGGGGCUCCAAAUCUUGGGCCGACGAUGUCGAGGAGGGGGAGAAGGAGCUUCCUCCUCCCGCUUUCCCCGAGCUCAAGCAGACCGCGUCUCAGCCGUCCGAUGAAGCCUUUCCGACGCUAGGCCAGGCGGCAGCCAAGCCGCAAAAGAAAAAGAAGGAAAAGGUCACGCUCUCGCUGUCGGAGUUUACCACAGGCGCGUAUGUCGGUCCCGGAGCGCGAUCUAGGACGACUAUAGUCGAGGACGUUAAGGGGCUUACCUUCCAGGAGAAGAUGGCGCUUCCGACGGGCCCUAGGGAGCGCAGCGAGGACGAGGAAUCCAGCGGAUUAGGCGGCGGGUUCCGAGGUUACGGGGGUUUCCGCGGCGGCGACAGGGGAGGCGGUCGCGAAGGUCGCGACGGUCGUCGCGAGGAUCGCGAACGACCGCCGAGGGAGGACGACGGGCCGUCUCGGGCAGACGAAGUCGACAACUGGGCAACGACGAAAAAAUUCGUGCCGUCUGGUGACGCCGGCAGGUCCCGCGGCGGUGGUGGCGGCCGGUACGAGGACGACGGCGGCCGUCCAGGGCGUGAUGGUCCGUCAAGGGCCGACGAAGUCGACAACUGGGGCGCGACGAAAAAGUUCCAGCCGUCUCAGUCCAUGGGCGGGGAUCGCGGAGAUCGCGGCGGAGAUCGCGGAGACCGCAUGGGCGGGCCGUCACGCGCCGACGAAACCGACAACUGGGGCGCCGCCAAGAAGUACGUCCCGUCCGCGUCCGUGGGCGGCGGCGGCGGUCGCAGCGGGUUCGGCGAUCGCGAAGGCGCGCGCGCAGACGACGUUGACAACUGGGGCGCGGCGAAGAAAUUUGUGCCGUCCUCCAGCCGGGACGGCAGGAGGGACGGGCCCAGGGACGGCCCUAGGGAUGGUCUCGACGCGGACCGCUGGGGGAAGGAGACCCGCGAAGAGCGCCUGUCGGAGCGCCCUCGCCUCAAUCUCCAGCCGCGCAAGCCUGUGGCGGAGGGCGAGGGGGGGAGCGCGGAGGGGAAGGCGGAGGAUGCGAACAAGCCCAAGAAGCCGAGCCCGUUCGGGGAGGCGCGCCCGCGCGAGCAGGUGCUGGCGGAGAAGGGGAUCCCCCUUGCGCCCGAGUCCCCUUCCGCCAGGGGGGGAUCGGCGGAACCCGGGGCGGAGGUUAAGGCGUCCAAGCCGGCGGUGAACCCGUUCGGGGAGGCGAAGCCGCGGGAGGUGGCGCUGGAGGAGCGCGGAAUGGACUGGCGGAAGAUGGACCUCGAGCUCGAGCACAAGGCCGUUAACAGGGCCGAGACGGAAGAAGAGAAGAAGCUUCGUGAGGAGGUGGAUGCUCUUGCUGCCAAGCUGCAAGCCGCGACGGGCAAGGGGGAAGGGAAGGCGGAGAAGGAGGGGGAGGGGAAGGGGGAAGGAGAGAGCAAGGAGGGGGAGGCGCAGCAGCAGGCACCUGAGCUUUCACCUGAGGAAUUGUCGGCUCUGGAGAAGGAGCUUGCGGAGAAGCAGAUACAACUGGAGCAGCUGGUGCUGGAGCUAGACGACAAGGUGAAGUACGCGCAGAAGCAGGAGAGACAGGCGCGAGAUAAGCAGGCAAGGGAGAAGGAGGGAGGCGCGGCGGGCAGCGAAGGGGGUGUUAGAGAAGGGGCAGCAGGAGGGGGAGGGGGAGGGGGAGGGGGAGGAGCGGGAGGGGAAGGGGCCGGGCAGAGUCGUGGGGCUGCUGCUGCUGGUGCGCCGCUGGCCAAUGGGAAUGCGUGGGGCGGGGGGGCGAGGAGAGGGGGGGACGCUUGGAGGAGUAACACAGUAGCGAAUCCCGAGGGCGCGGGGGCUAGUAAGGGGGACGCGUGGCGCGGCAGCCGGAGCACAGCGGGGCCAGGCCGGGAAGGGGCGGAGCCACAAGCCAGGCCGACGCAGAGGACAGGGGGGUGGUAGAGCGUGGAUAAGCUGCAUGGUGGCAGCUGUCCAGAUAUUUGAGAAUCCUCGAAAACCUAUGACAGCUGCGUGGUGGUUGUCCAGGGGAACGGAUGGCAGGGGAUGAGGGAGGAGGGGCAUGGAGGAGGGAGCGGGCGAUGGACAGCGGCUGUUAGGGAAUGUUAGUUCUGCGUGUACUGUACCGGUGCUAGUAAUUGUGUUUUGAGUUCGGAAGGACUAAAGCCUCAGCUAGGGAGGAUCAUUCGCUCCUUCCUCGUUACUGAGGCUGCUGCUUUUUCUUGCUUUAGUUUAGCCUAUGCACCUGGGUCGUUCUUUCUUACUUUAUUUCCACCCAAGCACAAUGCCCUGCUUUGGGUUAGUUCUUAAACUAAAAUCCCUUGCUAAGCUCAUUUUUGAAACAGAUUAUUAGGUACUGUAGUACCAGGUGCACCUACGAGGAGCAGAGCGAUUAAGGCCGCGUUCA